This is a messenger RNA of Cryptomeria japonica (Japanese cedar), 2070 nucleotides long. Its product is annotated as cytochrome P450 86B1. The transcript has a single exon. The record is from RefSeq and is a predicted model, not a curated record. Bases 167 to 1828 code for a protein of 553 amino acids. Gene Ontology annotation, molecular function: oxidoreductase activity, acting on paired donors, with incorporation or reduction of molecular oxygen; heme binding; iron ion binding. NCBI's taxonomy places the organism in Eukaryota, Viridiplantae, Streptophyta, Pinopsida, Cupressales, Cupressaceae.
AUUGGUCGACAAACUUGGAAAGUUCCGAUCCACAACAUUAGCUCACCAAAUGCAACGCCAGUUCCAGAAAUGGUGGCCUACACGGUAGCGUCCUCAUAGGUGUGCACUGCACGGCAGAGGCAUAUAAGAAUUAGUACAAUGAACCCACAUUUCUGCAAAGGAAGCCAUGGAAUCUGUACUUGAGAGCACGCAUACUUUCAGCGCUCAUAAUCUCAACGAAAGCACAGAGAAAGAAGGGGGAUUGAUUCUGCAUUUGCCCAGCAUGAUCCUGCGCUUAGUGAAAACAAUUGGGGAUCUCAAUGGCUUCGAUGUGGCGGUCGCCAUUGUGGGUUUUAUGGCAUUCCAUGUCUUCAUACAGAGGAAAUUGCAGCAGCAAAUCAUGGUGUGGCCUCUGGUGGGCAUGCUUCCAUCACUGGUCCUUCACCUCAACGACCUGUACGACUGGUUCUCCGAAACAGUCAUACAGAACGGAGGGACAUUUCAGUUCAAAGGUCCGAUCUUUAGCAAUCUCCAGGUGGUGGUCACCUGCGAUCCGGCGAACAUCGAGUACAUGCUCAAGACCCGAUUUUCAAAUUUCCCAAAAGGCCCCUAUUUCAGAACAGUAGUUCACGAUCUUCUCGGCGACGGAAUCUUCAACGCCGACGAUGAGCUCUGGCGCCGCCAGAGAAAAACGGCGAGCAUCGAAUUUCACUCUGUGACUUUCAGAGAUCAUAUUGUGGAGUCCCUGAAGCAGCUCGUCGACGACCGGCUGAUUAAAAUCCUCGACGAUGCCGCCGCCAGACGGGUGCCGGUUGAUUUGCAGGACAUUCUACUGAGGCUAACAUUUGAUAAUGUCUGUAUGAUUGCUUUUGGAGUCGAUCCCGGCUGUUUGGCCGUCGGAUUACCAGAAAUCCCGUUCGCCAAGGCCUUCGAACAGGCAACUGAGGCUACUGUUUACCGGUUCGUCACGCCGACGGCGCUGUGGCGGCUCAUGAGAUUCUUCAACGUCGGGACGGAAAAAAUGCUAAAGGCGGCUCUCCGGGGAGUCGAUGAAUUUGCCUCCGGCGUCAUUCAAUCCAGAAGAAAUGAACUGAACUCUAAUUCCAAUUCUAAUGGCAAGGAUCUUCUCACCAUUUUCAUGCAGCUGCAGGAUGAACAGGGGAAUAAUUAUUCCGAGCAGUUUUUACGAGACAUUUGCAUUAAUUUCAUCCUGGCUGGCCGUGACACGUCAUCCGUGGCGCUGACGUGGUUCUUCUGGCUCCUCCACGGGCACCCUCACGUGGAAGAAAAAAUCCUCAUGGAGAUCAAGACCCUUGUUCAUGGGUCCCGAACUGGUGACGUGGAUAUCACGGAAGUUACUUUCACAGCCGACGAUUUGAAGCAGAUGCAGUAUUUACAGGCGGCGGUUUCCGAGGCCCUGCGGCUUUACCCGUCCGUGCCGGUCGACCACAAGGAAGUGAUCCAUGAUGACCGGUUGCCCGAUGGGACCGUUUUGAAGAGCGGCGGGAAGGUUUUGUAUCUGAUUUACGCGAUGGGUCGUAUGGAGAGCAUAUGGGGGAAGGAUUGCAGGGAAUUUAGGCCCGAGCGGUGGAUGAGAGACGGGCGAUUUAUGAGCGAGUCAGCGUAUAAAUAUACGGCCUUUAAUGGCGGCCCUAGGCUCUGUUUGGGGAAGGAUUUUGCGUAUUUUCAGAUGAAAUGGGUUGCGGCUUCGAUUAUUUCCAGGUUUAGGGUUAGUGUUGUGCCUGGUCAUCCUGUUGCUCCUAAGCUUGCGCUUACCAUGUAUAUGAAGCAUGGUCUCAUGGUAAAUUUGCAUCCCAGAGCUAAAGAAAUUGUUAGGGCACAGGGUUAGCUGGUUCUUGCUCUGCUGCAAAUAAAUUACAAGGCUUCUAGUACUGUUAGGGUUUUUAGGGUUUGAUUACUUACUGUAAGUUUUUAUUAUUAAUAUUGCUGGGUCGCUUCUAUCUGGUCUGAAUGUUUCUGCAGCCAAUGGUUGGAUAGAAGAUUGAUCUGGUUUUUUUUGUAUUUUUUAAUUUUUAUGGAAAUAACUAUUUAUAUUGUGGUUUUUAAUUUUAAUGUAUAUUUUUGGUUAAA